ACAAAAGAAAGGUAUAAUUGUUGAAACUUGAAAGGUUGUUAAAGCUCUAUCUUGAGGUGAAAAAGAGGGAAGAUGAUGAUGAUAACUCAACUUCUCUCUCCUCUCUCUAUAACUACUUCACUACAACCCCAUCACCAAAUCUGCAAAACUCAUCUCUUAAUUCCCACAAACAGAUGCUCAUUUACAUAUAAACACUGUAGUUUAAGCAAAUUUAGUAUCAAUGGAGGAAAAGAUUUAAGGUGGAGCAGCAAUUCUAGUAAGGAUGAUAAUGGCACAGUUGAUGACAUGGAGUCUUAUCUUAACAACCUGUCUCUUGAGUAUGACUCUGUUUGGGACACCAAACCUGCGUGGUGUCAACCAUGGACAAUAACACUGACCGGAGUUCUAGCAAUUAGCUGUAGCUGGCUAGUUUUGCAUUCAGUGGUGAUCACUGGUUUAGUUCUUUCAUUGAUAUCUGCAUGGUGGUACAUCUUUCUCUACUCUUACCCCAAGAGUUACUCGGAUAUGAUUGCAGAGCGAAGGAAGAACGUCACAAGUGGCACUGAAGACACUUUUGGUUUAAGAAAGAGUCCUUGAUCUGUAUAUCUUUACAUCAUGUUAAUUGUGUUGGGAGCUCAUUUAGCAAUUAGCUGUGAUUUGUUACAUUUGUAUGUAUAGGUUGCUUGCUGUAUUUAGCAUAUUGCACAGACAAUUACUAACAUUAUAAUGAAGCAUAAUCUCUACUCUGUUCAAUGGCA
Daucus carota subsp. sativus is the source of this 737-nucleotide messenger RNA. RefSeq lists its product as uncharacterized. Gene Ontology annotation, cellular component: chloroplast. Lineage: Eukaryota; Viridiplantae; Streptophyta; Magnoliopsida; Apiales; Apiaceae. The transcript is spliced from 3 exons. Bases 73 to 576 code for a protein of 167 amino acids. The record is from RefSeq and is a predicted model, not a curated record.